Messenger RNA from Silurus meridionalis, 2134 nucleotides. RefSeq lists its product as uncharacterized. The coding region runs from base 317 to 2134 and encodes 605 amino acids. The transcript is spliced from 16 exons. Gene Ontology annotation, cellular component: cell surface. Gene Ontology annotation, biological process: cell-matrix adhesion. The record is from RefSeq and is a predicted model, not a curated record. NCBI's taxonomy places the organism in Eukaryota, Metazoa, Chordata, Actinopteri, Siluriformes, Siluridae.
AAAGCUUAGGACAUUCUUCACAGAAUGCAACUCAGAAAGUACUACAGUGAGCAACAUUACAGCAACAACAAUUGCAGAUGCAGCUUUUCCUUUCGGUUUUAAUGCCAUCCAGUUUGAUCUGUAUCUGGACAUCACCGUCUUGCAGGAAAACCUGGCAGCUAUCACUGAGAGAGUGGUGGACACCAGCCUCCAGACGGUCAUUCUUAACAAGUUAAACCAGAUUUUCCCAUCAGGCCUUGGUGAUCAUGUGCUGCAACUACUGGGUUCAACUUCUCGUUUGGCCACAAUUGAUGACAUUAGCAAGUGGAACAUUACUAUGAUUGACACACUGUCCUCUUUGAUGGAUUCAAAUGAUGGAUACUGGGAACCAGAAAAGGGAAAAGCAGUAAUUAUGAGGUAUCUGAGCAUGGGUGAUCACUCUCUGGGAAGUGCUGAAAUAAAUGUCAUUGGUUCCUACAUCUGUACAUUAGACAUCAGUAUACUGGAAAAUAUCACUCCUGAGAGCUUAAUGAUGGUCCUGUCUCCAGAUCUGUCCUCAUGUUCCUUUGAACAGAAAUCUACUCUGUACAUCAUUGUCAAGUAUUCAUUUAGCAACUUUCACAGAAGUGCCACAAUAUACUACCAGCUCAUGAUACCUUACCUGGGUGGUGCUCCAGUGGAGGAUAUCGAAUUUUUAUCCACUCAGGACAUUAACAUGGACAUCACUGUAUUCAUUAGUCUGAACCCUGCUGUUUUCAAGACCCUGAAUGUGAGCACAGUGAGAGGUCUAAUGGGUAUAAACAUUGCUGAUCUGAAACUGUUUGAGUACUCCUCAGCAGUUCAGUCCUGGGUGUCACAACAGAACCAAACUGAUCUGGACACACUGAAUCUUAGCAUCAUCAACCGCAACCCUUGUUAUGGUGUAAACAGUGACCGACUUGAUAGUGAAUUUGCAUCCGGAAAUGUCUCUACAGUACUAUGUAACUUUAGCAUUUCUGACUAUGCCUGUUCACCGGUUGCUGUAUUGUCAUCUGAGGAUCUGUUCACUCUGCUCACAUGCAAACUGCCAAGCAGCCUGAAAUACUCUAAAGAUGCUUGGAAGUUGUUCUUCCAAACUUUUGCUGGCUCUUUGGGUGACGCAUUGCAAAGGUUUUCAAGCAUGACAGAUAAGAGCAUUCAGACUGACCCACAUAUACUUGAUGCUAUCUGGGAGGUGAUAAUCAAGGACUUCACUGCAGCACAGUUGAUGAAUGCCACUUUCAUCAACGAGUGGUUCCAGAUGAGGCUCAGACCAUUGUUUUCAUCAGCAUCCACAGACUUUCUAUCCAGCCUCAGUUUCACAAAAUUCAGCUGUGAGACCUACCAAAUUGUUGUGAAAGCUCUCAGUAGUCAAGAAUCACUCAUGACAGAGAAACAGAAGCAGCUGGUCUUUUCUUCAUUCAUCUUUCCUUUCCUCUCAAAAGAUGGCUCACCAGAUCCUGGCUGUGUUUCCACAACUUCAGGCAGCAAUGACUGGCUUUUAACGAACCUUGGCAGUUUCUUCAAUUAUGCCACCUUGACAGAGCUGAAGAUUUUAAAUGCAAAUUUCUCUAGUGUUGCAGUGUUUGGUUUACUGUCCAUUGAGCAGAAGGCUCAGUUCAUCUUGCAGCCGGAUACAGGAGUGUUGGAAAAUGACUUAGUGAUUAGAGAGGUGUUUAGCAGUAUGAUCGCAUCUUUUGAUCUCAAUCAACUUGGCAUGUUCUUCACAAACUUCAGCCAGACUGCAAAACAAAUGAACCUCACUAGCAUUCCUUCAGCAAUUUCAGACACCAUUCUGAACAUAACACUCUUAGAUCUGGUGCCUCACUUCCAACAUUUCAGCCCAGAGGACUUUGCCCUGUGGUUCCAUAAUUACCUUUCCAUCUUACUUCCUGGUAUUGGUUCAAACACCCUGUCGAUCAUCCCCAUGACCAUCGGCUGUGAAUCCUACAGAGAGAUAGUGAAAGGACUUGAUAAUGUGUACCGUGACCUCUCUGCAACACAGUCCAUCACUGUUUUCAAUUACAUACAAGACUAUCUCAAGUACCAGUCCAGCCAAGGCCUGAGUUGCUAUGGUGGUGGAAGCUUUUACAUGUUCCUGAAACAGUUGUUCCUCAGUUUUGGAUUCCUGACCUAA